AUGGAGGACCAGUGCUUCAGAAGGCCGCUGUCCCACCUGUUAGCCACGGUGUCCAGGAGGCUGUGGCGGCUGCCGCGUACCCUACCAAGCAUCGCGGCGCAACGCUUGCGGAGCGUGGCGUGGAAACCGUCCACGCUCGCAUCCGCAAACAUCCCGGACGCGCUGCAGUAUCGCGGCAGCCGCAACAGCACCCUGAAUGCAUCGUUGUACUGGACCCGCAGAGCAUUUAGCGAUCGCUGGGUAUAUCUGGUCCAUAGGCUGCAGGUAUACAGCGAUGUACAGGAACCAUUUAGUACGGGUAACAUGGAAAAUGAUAAAAAUGAAGAGAAAAAGAAGUCAAAAAAACGAUCAAAACAGGACAGUACAGCUUAUAAAAAACAUCGUGAAAAGGCUAAUGCAAGGAAACGCAAGUUUUUAGAUAAAAUGACACCUGAACAAAGAGAGGUGAAGAGACUGAAAGAUAGGGAAUAUUACCAAAGAAAGAAGGCUGAAAAUAAAGUUAAGACUGUUAGUGAUAUGACUGAAAGACAGAAGAGGAAACAAAGAAAGUUGUGGAGAAAAAAUUCUCAAAAGUAUAGACAAAAAAAAAAGAUGAUGGCAAAUAUUUUAGCUAACAGCCCGCCAGAUUCUGAAAAUGAGAUAGAAAACGAUAAUCGCGUGUCAAGGAAGACAUCAGGAAGAAAACAGGUUAAAAAAGAUAAAGCACAGGCUUACAGAACUGUUAAAAAACAGAAAAAUAAAAUACAAAAAAUGCAAAGAAUUAUAGACCAGUUGCGAAAAAAAGUACAGAGAAACAGAAGACGCGAAGAACGAGCAUCCCAAAAGAUUGCUGAUACGCCUACUCGCAAAGUUGAUGAAUUAACAAGAGGAUGUUCUGUUACUCCUGAAGUUCGUAAACGUCUAUUAUUUGGCGAAGUUUUGACAACCCAACUAAAAGACACCGUUGAUAAAUUACCCAAAAAUUCUAAACAGCGAGAGGCUUUUCAAAAAUGCGUCAGUGGCAACCGUAUCAAAAAACAUCGUUUAAAUAAUAUGACUAAACAAUUUCUACGCAAAAAUAAAAAUAAUGACAAUAUUUUAAUAUCUAAUCGGAAGCAUCCAACAUUUUUAAUCACUAAUCAGAUUCGUGGAGAAAUUCAUAAGUUUUUUGAGCGGGAUGAUAUCAGCAGAAUGUGCCCUGGUAAGAAAGACUGCCUCAAGGGAAAUAAACAAAAGCGGUUGCUUCUAGUCACUGUAAAAAAAUUGCAUCCUCAAUUUUGUGCUGAGACUGGAAUUCGAGUAUCUUAUUCGACACUUUUGAGAGAGAAGCCUUAUUGGGUAGUACAAGCUACAAAAUGGGAUCGAGAAACUUGUCUUUGUGUAAGGCACGAAAAUUUUGAAUACAAACUGGGCAAAUUGAACCGACUAGGAGAGCUGCCGCACAAAUCCAUAUCCGAAUGUAUAAAAGCGUACAGCUGUGACAUUACUUCUUAUGAUUGUAUGUUUGGUUUGUGCGAUGAAUGCAAGGAGAUCAAAAUGGAAUCGGGGAGUAAUGAAGAUACCAUUGAAUAUUUUCAGUGGCAAGUAACAAAAGAAGACCGAAUCAUAAAAGGAGAGAAGAAAAUCGUCAAACUUACUAAAAAAGUUACUGUUACAAGCAUAGUCAAAGAUUUAAAAAUGUCUAUAGCUGCGGAUAUUUCUCCAAUGAAAAAACAUGUUUAUGGAAUUAGCGAAAACUUGAAGGCCAAAAAUGAACUAAAAGAUAAUUUAAAAGAAACAGAGCUAAUGAUUCAAAUUGAUUUCGCUGAAAAUUAUAUGACAAAAUAUGCGAAAGAGAUUCAGUCGGUUAGAUUCGGAGCUUCAAAAGGUCAAUUAUCGAUCCACACUGGGGUUUUUUAUGCCAGAAACAAUACCUCUCUAGAAACUGUUUCAUUUGCCACUGUGAGUGACAAUUUGGAUCAUCAGGCUCAUGCUGUAUGGGGUCACCUGAAAUCAGCGUUACAGAAAAUAUUGUCAGGCCACACGUAACUACCCUUCACGUGUUUUCAGAUGGACCCACAUCCCAGUAUCGAAACCGUACAAACAUUUACUUAUGGAUUAAAACCUUAAUAGACCAAUUUCCGCAAAUAACUGCUUCAUCGUGGACAUUCAGUGAACCAGGUCAUGGUAAAGGUCCAAUGGAUGGUGUAGGAGGAACGCUAAAGAAAAAUGCUGAUGAUGAAGUAUUACGAGGAAACGAUGUAAAUACAGCUGCAGAUUUUGUCCGUUUACUCAGUACAUCUGUUUCACUCCAUGAAGUCACUAACGAUGAAAUAGUUGCAAUCAAAACCUUAAUACCUGAAAAGAUAGAUGCAAUCCCCGGAAUCAUGAAUGUAACUAAGAUUAUCUGGCAGAAAGCUUCUGAUGUCACCAUACUACUGUAUCAGUUUUCAAAAUUGUUGCGAGAAAUGAAACUGCAGGCAUUUUCAGUCGAAGAUAGAGAUAAAGAAAGUCCAGUGCCAUUAGAAAUGAUAGAUUUAGACAUAGAAAAUAAUGAUGAGUUUCU
Cydia amplana is the source of this 2524-nucleotide messenger RNA. RefSeq lists its product as uncharacterized. The record is from RefSeq and is a predicted model, not a curated record. NCBI's taxonomy places the organism in Eukaryota, Metazoa, Arthropoda, Insecta, Lepidoptera, Tortricidae. Bases 1 to 2007 code for a protein of 668 amino acids. The transcript has 2 exons.